Aspergillus clavatus NRRL 1 is the source of this 435-nucleotide messenger RNA. RefSeq names its product Got1 family protein. The transcript is spliced from 4 exons. The record is from RefSeq and is a predicted model, not a curated record. Lineage: Eukaryota; Fungi; Ascomycota; Eurotiomycetes; Eurotiales; Aspergillaceae. Gene Ontology annotation, biological process: endoplasmic reticulum to Golgi vesicle-mediated transport; retrograde transport, endosome to Golgi. Gene Ontology annotation, cellular component: Golgi cis cisterna; Golgi membrane; endoplasmic reticulum. The coding region runs from base 1 to 435 and encodes 144 amino acids.
AUGCCCGCUAUGUGGCUCUCAGACAAUCAGAAGAUCGGGGUGAUCUUCUGUUCUGCAGGGGGCCUGUUUCUGUUCGGAGGUGUUCUGAUGUUCUUUGAUCGCUCGCUGUAUGUGUCCUCUUCCUAUUCUUUCGCAGGCAUCUUAUUCCUCAUCGGCUUGACAUUGAUCAUCGGUCUCCAAAGGACAUUCGCAUUCUUCUCGCGACGCCAGAAACUCAAGGGCACCGCUGCCUUCGCGGCGGGCAUCCUCCUGAUUCUAUUCCGCUGGCCACUGACCGGGUUUCUGAUCGAGCUAUACGGCCUUUUUAUCCUCUUCGGCGACUUCCUUGUCACCAUCGGACAGUUUGCCGGCAACAUCCCCGUGGUGGGCCCUUAUAUCAGAACGGCGCUGGAGACACUGGCCGGUGGACGAUCGAACGCAGAACUGCCGGUCUGA